AAGGAAAAAUAAAUAGAAUAAGGGUUUUGAUAUGCUUGCUUGAUUAAUUUGUUCUAAUUGAAGAGAGAAAUGGAAAGCCCUCGUGCUCCUUCAACUUCAACUCCGAAAAUGGAGAGGAGAAUUAUAGAGAAAAACAGGAGAAAUCAUAUGAAGAGUCUUUACUCUAAGCUUUAUUCCCUUCUUCCUAGUUAUGGCUCCAAGGAAGUUUUGCCUGCAGUGCCAGAUCAAAUAGAUGAAGCCAGGAUGUACAUUGAAAGUUUACAAAAGAAGCUAGAGAUGUAUCAUGAGGAGAAAGAGAAGCUCCUCAAGUUACAAGGGAAGAUGAAACCAAACUCAUCAUCAUCAGCAGCCUCAAAAAAUGAAACCCUUAAUAACACAUCAAAGUUGACUAAUGUGGAAAUUCAUGAAAUGGGACCAAACAUGGAUGUGGUUUGCAUCACUGGAUUGGAAGAUCAAGCUUCGUUUUAUGGGAUCAUUCGUCUCCUUUCCAACCAAGGUUUCGAAAUCGUUCACGCGAAUUUCUCCAUCAAUGGCAAUUCCGUGAUCCAAAUCAGUUAUGAAAAGGUACCUUCUAAUAAUAUUACUGAUCUCAUAUUCAUUUUUGUUUAAUUAGGUUUACAUUCUCAAACAUACAUCAGAAGAGAUGUUAUUAAUUUGUAUAUGAAUUAUUUGUAGCAAGGUGGAAAACCAACAACAUCGAGGGGUGAUAGUUCAGCAAUUUCCAAUAGAUUGAAGGAACUGAUCUACGGCUAUUUGAAAGGUGAAUCAGUUGAAUCAAGUGAUCUGGACUUGUGGGAUUUUGAAAUUGAACCCGACAUGAAUCUUCAACUUCUUCUUCAAACAAUUCCCUCCGAAGAUUUCUACUUUUUGCAACAAAUGUAAAAAAAAAAUAAAAAAAAUUAAUUUAAAUAAAAAUUGAGUACGAGAAAACCUGGCAGUUGUUCUUCCAUUUCAAUAAUUGGAACUUGUACAUUGAGUCAGGACCAAUAUUGAAGAGCCUUUUUGGCUUCAGCCUUUCAGGGGGAAAAAAAUGUAACAAGAUUUUGGCACAAUGAACAACUGUUGGGCUGCGAGUAUAUCUGUGGUGUUUCUUGUUAGAGCCAGUUCGACAUAAUGUGUAUGGGUUCAUGUUAUUUAGCCAUUCUUUGUCAUCAUACUUAAUUAUAAAGUUUUAGCUAUCUUUCUUCAAAUUUUUGAUGGCUUUGAAAUGGCAGCUGAUCA
This is a messenger RNA of Oldenlandia corymbosa var. corymbosa, 1221 nucleotides long. NCBI's taxonomy places the organism in Eukaryota, Viridiplantae, Streptophyta, Magnoliopsida, Gentianales, Rubiaceae. The record is from the annotation of a GenBank genome assembly.